UAUUAUUAUUAUUAUUAUUAUAUCUUAAAACAGACUAUUAUUAUACAUGUCCCCUUGGAGCAAAUUGCGCAUCUGCUCUAUACUCAAUAGAGUGAACGUAGGAACACACUUGUAUCUGUCAUUUUGCACCCGUAGUCGCCCUGUUUUUGAACGCCGUUUCUUUCCCUCCCACAAGAUAAUUCACAAGUCUUUAACUAUGGUGUUGCUGUUGUUAUGUCAACAAACUCUAACCUCGUUUCUGCAUAGCAUAGUUUGUUUGAUCGAGAUUGUUGUGUUGUUAAGAGAAUAAAUUAUAAAAUUUUCGUAUUUUCCGGCGACAGCAUGUUUAAAAAUACGUUUCAAAGUGGAUUUUUGUCUAUUCUGUAUAGUAUUGGUAGCAAACCGCUCCAGAUAUGGGACAAAAAGGUUAAAAAUGGACACAUUAAGCGGAUCACAGACGAAGAUAUUCAAUCUUUAGUGCUCGAAAUAGUUGGUUGUAACGUUAGCACCACAUAUAUUACAUGUCCGGCCGAUCCCCGGAAAACUUUAGGCAUCAAGUUGCCUUACUUGGUGAUGAUUGUUAAAAAUUUGAAGAAAUACUUUACAUUUGAAGUACAGAUUCUGGACGAUAAAAACGUGCGCCGCAGGUUCAGAGCUAGCAACUACCAAUCAACCACGCGAGUAAAACCGUUUAUAUGCACGAUGCCGAUGAGACUGGAUGAGGGCUGGAAUCAGAUACAAUUUAAUGUGGCCGAUUUCACCAGAAGAGCCUACGGUACCAAUUACGUUGAAACGUUGCGGGUCCAAGUCCACGCCAAUUGCCGAAUACGACGAGUCUAUUUUUCGGACAGAUUGUACUCCGAGGACGAAUUACCCGCCGAAUUCAAGCUGUUUUUGCCAAUCCAGAACAAGGCGAGGACAGCAGUGACCACAACCAGUUAAUGUAGGAGUGGCACUUGAAAAUAAAUCUUCUGUCCAAGGGGUUAUAUGCGUUUUAAAUGCGCGUGCAAAUUGAUAUUGUUUAAUGCGAAAUUGACUUCUCAGUUUGUUGCCAGACUACAACUCCAGAAGUUUAUUGUUGUGCAUGCACAUAAAUGUGCUUCUAAACAGAUGCUGACAAUGCCAUGCAUACUUUUGUUUGCCCGAUGAAUUCCACAUUCAUACCUAAUUAUUAAAGUUUAUCGACAAUCGAA
Molecule: messenger RNA, 1172 nt
Organism: Dendroctonus ponderosae (mountain pine beetle)
Lineage: Eukaryota; Metazoa; Arthropoda; Insecta; Coleoptera; Curculionidae
Gene: Bug22
Product: cilia- and flagella-associated protein 20
Biological process (GO): positive regulation of cell motility; cilium assembly; regulation of cilium beat frequency involved in ciliary motility
Cellular component (GO): ciliary basal body; motile cilium
Source: RefSeq, a predicted model, not a curated record